Messenger RNA from Macrosteles quadrilineatus (aster leafhopper), 1683 nucleotides. Its product is annotated as protein lifeguard 2-like. Lineage: Eukaryota; Metazoa; Arthropoda; Insecta; Hemiptera; Cicadellidae. Gene Ontology annotation, cellular component: membrane. The coding region runs from base 205 to 936 and encodes 243 amino acids. The transcript is spliced from 5 exons. The record is from RefSeq and is a predicted model, not a curated record.
GUCUAAACCUUUGCUAAAUCAACACGAUGUUGUCCCCUGGCACUGCGGAGUGGGGGAAGCACAAUUUUGGGGAAGAGCAUUCUAUUGGCUGAGGGAACACCAUUACCGCAACGAUACGGUUUGGAGCCAUCGGCCUCGGUUGACUAAUGGAUAACGUGCCGGGCUGAGAAACUAAAGAUAACUGUGUGAAUUUUGGUUAGCAAUAUGAUGGAAGUAAGAACUGAAGACAUUGAAAAUGGAUAUGAAAAUAAUGGAGAAGAAGUUGAAUUCAAAAACUUGGACUUCUCUGAAAAAGCAAUCCGACAAAGAUUUAUCAGGAAAGUCUACGGGAUCCUGACGUUACAGUUUCUGAUUUAUUUUGGUUUUGCCUCCAUCUUCAUGUAUGUUGAACCAAUGAGGCAGCUUGUUGUUGAAAAUUUGGACAAUUUAUCUUUGGCUGUAAUAAGUAUCCAAAUCAUGAUUGUCGUGAUUUUGUUAUGCACCAUUGACGCUUGUCGACGUGCCCCUGGAAACAUCAUCUCUCUUGGAUGUUACACAUUGGGUACCAGUUUCUUUUUGGGACUUGUGGGUCCCGCACAUAGAGAAGAGAUAUACUGGGCGCUGGGAAUGGUUACCACUGUGAUUAUUGGCCUCACAAUCUUCGCUUGGCAGGGAAACAUUGACUUCAACAUUCCCCACAAAAUUCUAAUUCUACUAGUAAUGUCUAUGCCCGCCAUCUUGUUAGGCUCAUUGUUCCUCCCACACAAUCCGUUGACUCGACUCAUAUUCCCUGGAGUCGGAGCCUUUGUUUACUGCCUGUUCUUGUUUAUUAACACUCAUAAUGUCGUACGAGGGAAACACAUGCUUGUUUUCUCUCCCGAGGAGUAUGUGUUUGCUGCUCUUAUCCUGCAACUAGAUAUCCUUACCAAGCCUAAAUCAAUCUUGAGAGCUCUGUGAGGUUAUUUAUUUUGCAGGGAAUCUCGUAGUUAAGAAUGGAAAUACCAGAGAUACCAAUAGGGAUAAACCUAUUCUAGGGCGUGUUAGAAUUUAUAAAAUAACAUAAGUAAUAAAGUUGCACAAUUUGUGUUUAAGUUUUUCAGGGUUAGGCUAGGUUGAAUUUAUUAGUUUCCUUAAAUUGUAGUUAUUUGAUAGAAAUUGAAGUGAGUAUUGUGUGAAUGACCAUUAAAAAUGUAAAAUGAUCUCUUCAGAAAAACAAUGGGAUUUUAUCUUUUUAAUUAUAUUUUCUAAAUGUUUUGAGCUAUUUUAAUUGAACUAUCACUUGACUGUAAUAUUUUAUAUUUUCUUCUUAGAAUUGAAUCUUAUGUUGCCAUUAUGUGUUCAUACUGUGACAGAAAAUUGUUCAUAUAGACAAUAUUGCCAUUUGGAGAAAGACUUUUGAAACCCUUUGAUAGAGUGACACAAUUGCCUUCUUUGUAAAGCAGUUUUAAUGUAUUUAAAAUAUUAAUUUCAUUGAUGAACAUUUGUUAGGGUUAAAGGUUAAAGCAUACAGUACACCUUCUCUUAACUUAACCAAUACUAAAAAUACCGUCUCUGCCCAGGCUAUAAUGGAGAUACAGUAGUUGUAUUCUGGUAAUUUUUAAACUGGUUAAUUUAACUGACCUUUUCUAGGAAUCUGGAAAUUUCUGGUCCUAUAUUUAUCAAAGUAAUAAAUUAUAACUGGGUCUAAGCGAUACUAAUACUGUA